This is a messenger RNA of Polistes dominula (European paper wasp), 666 nucleotides long. RefSeq lists its product as uncharacterized. NCBI's taxonomy places the organism in Eukaryota, Metazoa, Arthropoda, Insecta, Hymenoptera, Vespidae. The record is from RefSeq and is a predicted model, not a curated record.
UAAAGUCUCUGGGAUCACUGACUGUACGUGAUUCAGUGAACUUACUUUUGAUUGCAGUGCAUCGUUCCAAUCAGUGUGACACUUUGAUUAUUUUCUAUCAAAAAUGGCAUUUACCAGUGUAAUUACAGAAUUUAUAUCAAGUUUAAAGAAUAUUGGAAGCAAAAUGUAUUCUGAAAGAAUAUGCGAGUAUCAAAAUGCGUACAAUAUACAGAUUCUUAAAUAUGAAAAACUAUUACAUAAAUCUUUGGAGGAAGUUGAAAUAUACAACGCAAUAUUGAAAAGUAAGUCAUUAACGAUUAAGACUCGUGAAAAAUUUGAACAAGAAAUGCAAGAGAUUCAAGAUAUACUUGCCAUCAACAAGGAAAAAUUAAAUCGUCUGCGAAGAAAGGAUAGGCGAUCAUUCGUUGUAGCAAUACGCCUAAUUUUUACUUGCUUUAUAAUUUACAUCUUGUAUUAUAUUCUUACUAGUAAUUUUUCUACAACUUAUGUAAAUACAACAUAAAAAAAUGUAUGUGUUAUUAUUACGCUUCUAUAUGCAACGUAAGAAAAUGUAUGUUACGUUGUACAUUCAACGUAAGGAAAUGUAUGAAUGUGUUUCAGUAUUAUAAAUAAUUUUUAUAUCAUUUAACUAUUUUUCUAUUGUAGAAUUAUAUUCAUUUUUUCAUU